This is a messenger RNA of Diorhabda sublineata, 8615 nucleotides long. Its product is annotated as dystrophin. The transcript is spliced from 11 exons. NCBI's taxonomy places the organism in Eukaryota, Metazoa, Arthropoda, Insecta, Coleoptera, Chrysomelidae. Gene Ontology annotation, molecular function: zinc ion binding; protein binding. The coding region runs from base 193 to 3075 and encodes 960 amino acids. Gene Ontology annotation, biological process: synaptic signaling. Gene Ontology annotation, cellular component: plasma membrane. The record is from RefSeq and is a predicted model, not a curated record.
UUAAAGCUUCCCUAUCAAUUAACAUUUUCCAGUAAUAAAUCAUGACAGAAAAGUUCAUCUAUUCGAUAUUCUCUCCAUCUUGUUAUACCAAAAAACAAACCAGGUGCGCGGUCAUCAACCUGCAUUGAUCGGUGAUAAAGACCUGAAGAAGACUUCCGUGGUGUGGUCUGUCACCCUUAAAAGAAACCAGUGAUGCAUAAGAAGGAAGAGAACUUUGAUCAGAAAAAAUUAGAUUUGGAAGUAUGGCUGCAGAAGAUGGAAUCGAGAUUAGCUGGCAUGGCUCCGGUAGGGCAUACUGCAGACGUGCUGGAGGUGCAGCUGAGAGAACAGAAGAGUUUACAUGCCGAAUUACACCAGUUCAAGUCACAAAUCGAGUCUUUCCAGCAAUUAACGCAGAAACUAAUCACUGCCCAUCAACAUGAAGAUACCAGUAGAUAUAAGAAGGCGGCCGAAUACAUCAACCAACACUACCUCCGUUUAGACGCUUGCAUUGUCAACCGUGGUAAACUGCUCCAUUCCGCCCUGAGCUCCCUCCAAAAUCUAGACAGAUCUCUAGAUAAAUUCUUAGCGUGGCUCAGCGAGGCGGAAAGCGUAGUGGAGACUUUGGAAGGGGAUAAUGAAUCGAGGCGAGCAGCUCAUCAACUUAAAGAACUCCAAUCGGAUAUCGAUAGACAAGCACCAACACAUCACGCGCUUAGAAAUUCCAGUUUGGCGCUAUUAGGGUCGUUAGCUGCCGAAGAUGCUCUGAUGCUGCAGCUGAGAGGUGACGAGAUGGAGAGGCGAUGGCAGGCUCUUCGUACGAGAACUUCCGAUUUACGUAAUCGCUUGGAACACAACGCUGAUUAUUGGAACGCGUUGCUUCUAUCUUUGCGGGAACUUACCGAGUGGGUUAUCAGGAAAGAUACGGAACUCGGUUUGGCGGCUAGACAAGACGAUCAUAGAGCUUUCAGGCAACAAUUAGAAGAUAAACGACCUCUGGUAGAAAGCAGUUUACGCAGCGCUAGACAGUUCGUAGCGGGGGAUCCUUCAGGAGAACUGGCUAGGAAUUUGAGGAGGGAAUUAGUGAAAUUGUCCGAUAAAUGGAACGGUUUAAUCGAUAAAAGCGAUCAAUUGGCUAAAAGAUUCGAACAAAACUCAAUUAAACUCAAACAGUUGACGAUGAAUUUGGAGGAAUCUUGUUCGGCGGUUUCUCGUUUGGAAAGGGCUACAUUGAGUUGGAGCGGUCCUCGUAGCGCUGCGGAGGCUCGGGAGCUUUUGUCCGGUCUCCGUACGCUGGAACAGCAAGUUCCUUCGUUGCAAAGGACUUUGGAGGAAGCUAGGAUUCAAGCUGCUAGUAUUGGUAACACCUUACCGAAUAAUUUAGCCGCGCAAUUGGAGGAUUGCACCGCAAGGUGUAGAGCUCUACAAGCGGCCAUUAGAGAAAGAAGGGACCAACUUACCGGCAGUACUCAAGGCGAAAUAUCCCCGGGCCCUUCGAGCGUCCAACCGCCAUGGGAACGCGCCACCACCCCGAACAAAGUCCCAUAUUACAUAAACCAUAGCACGGAAACCACCCAUUGGGACCAUCCGCACAUGCUCGAUUUAGCCGUUGGCCUUUUGCAACUGAACGAAGUCAGAUUCAGCGCUUAUCGUACGGCCUCGAAAUUGCGCGCAAUACAAAAAAAAUUGCGUCUCGAUCUCGUCACGAUAAGCGCGGCAUCCGAAGCGUUCGACCUGCACGGCCUGCGAGCGCAGAACGACAAAAUUCUAGACGUCGCCGACAUGGUUUUGGUGCUGAGGGCGAUAUUCGGCAACGUCGCGCCGGACGACGGCGUCCCCCAAAUCGACGCGCCCCUGUCGGUGGACCUCGCCUUGAAUUGGCUGCUGAACGUGUACGACAGCCAACGCACCGGCCAGAUAAGGGUGCUGAGCUUCAAAGUGGGGCUCACUCUCUUGUCCAGAGGCCACCUGGAGGACAAAUACCGAUAUUUGUUCCGACUGAUAGCGGAUCCGCAGCAGAAGGCCGACCAAAGGAAAUUGGGACUGUUGCUGCACGAUAUCCUGCAGGUGCCGCGCCAGCUCGGCGAGGUCGCGGCCUUCGGCGGCUCCAACAUCGAGCCGAGCGUCAGGAGCUGCUUGGGCGACAGGGAGGAGCUGGAGGCGGCGCAUUUUUUGGCCUGGUUGAAACAAGAACCGCAGUCUCUGGUGUGGUUGCCGGUGCUGCACCGAUUGGCGGCGGCGGAGAGCGCCAAACACCAAGCGAAAUGCAAUUGUUGCAAACAAUAUCCGAUAGUCGGACUGAGGUAUCGGUGUUUGAAGUGUUUCAACUUCGAUAUGUGUCAGGGGUGUUUCUUUUCCGGUCGGCUGACUAAAGGGCACAAAUUGAAUCAUCCGAUGCACGAAUAUUGCGCGGCCACAACGUCCGUCGAAGACGUCAGAGAUUUUACGAAAGCUUUGAAGAACAAAUUUAAGAGCAAAAGGUAUUUUGCUAAGCAUCCGAGAGUGGGGUAUCUGCCGGUUAGAUCGGUUUUGGAGGGUGACGAAUUGGAGAGUCCGGUCGCUUCGCCGCAACACAACGAUAUGCAUUCCAGGUUAGAAAUAUACGCUAGCCGUUUAGCGGAAGUGGAGCUCCGAGCCGCGUCGCCGGAAGACGAACACCGCCUAAUAGCCGACUACUGUCACUCGCUAGAUGGCGGUCCGGCCAGUCCCGGUCAACUGAUGCUCGUUAUAGACGAGGAACAACGAGCCGAACUCCAAGAAAUGAUCCGGGAAUUGGAAGUGGAAAAUCAAGCGCUUCUCCAAGAAUACGAUCAACUGCAACGCGGCAGCAACCCCGUACCGCAACCGCAACCCCAGCACGACGUUUUAGCCGAGGCGAGGCUGCUCAGACAGCACAAGGGACGAUUGGAGGCGCGGAUGCAGAUACUGGAAGAUCACAAUAGACAAUUGGAGGCGCAGUUGCAACGUUUGAGGCAACUUUUGGACGAACCGGGGCCUAAUUCGACUUUGCAGACUCGUAGCGUUACGGCGUCGCAAUUGAAUCAAGAUACUCCGGCUAGGAUGAAUCAACCGCCGCCGCCGACUGACCACCGUUGAUGAUAUAUGCGAUUUUUAGGUUAGAUCGACGAUUUUUUUGACUGAUUGUUGUCGAGUGUUUCGCCAUUUUUGAUUAUUCGGGUAAAAAUUAAUUUUUUUUUAUGAUAAUUUGCGUUUUCAAAAAUAUUUUUUUAUGAAAAUUUUUUUUUCCGAUCUAUUUUCUAGUAUUUACGAAUGUUAAAUAUUUAAUUUUGUAUUUCUAAUCAUUUUUUUUUUCUAUAGGCAAAACGAGUUUCUAAUUUAAAUACUUCUUAUAUAAUAUGUUGAAUUAGUAUUUCUAACGACUAAAAAAAAAUCUGGCAACAAUGUGUUUCCAUUAUAUUGUUGUGAGUAUGACUAAGCUUUUGAUAGUUCUGUUAUAGUCCAGGACUAAAACGUUUAAAAAUGGUAAGAAAUGAAAAAAAAAACUAAUAGUAGGGUGAAACUUAUUGGAAAAGGAAGAGAAUAUAGCGAAAAUGGAAGGGAAAAUGAUUUUUGGGUGAUCUGUGGUUGAAUAGUGGAAGGAGGAGGGUUUUUAAGGGUGAAAAAACGGUUUAUCUCGUUUUGUGGUAAAACUAAGAGUCUAAUGAAAAAAAGUUUAAUAGAAAAGUUGUAGGUAAUGAAGAGAUCUACAACUUUUGUAUUCACACUUUUUUCGUAUAACCUCAAAAUUUAAGUGAAAACUUCAAAUAACCACAUUUUUUUUUAAAAAUUAUUCUUUUUCACGAAAUUUUAUGAAAACUUACCUUUCUACGUACUUAAUACUCCAUAAUUUUUUAUUUCAAAUGUUAAAUAUACAAUUUUGUAUUUCUAAUAAUUUUUUUUUUCUAUUAGCAAAACGAGUUUCUAAUUUAAAUACUUCUUAUUUGUUGAAUUAGUAUGAUUUCUAACGACUAAAAAAAAAAUCUGGCAACAAUGUGUUUCGAUUAUAUUGUUGUGAGUAUGGCUAAACUUUCGUUAAUUAGGUUAUAGUCCAGGACUAAAACGUUUAAAAAUGAUAAAAAACGAAAAAAAAAAAUAAUGUGAAAAUUAUUGGCAAAGGAAGAGAAUAUAGCAAAAAUGGAAGGGAAAAUGAUUUACGGGUGAUCUGUGGUUGAAUAGUGGAAGGGGGAGGGUUUUUAAGGGUGAAAAAACGGUUUAUCUCGUUUUGUGGUAAAACUAUGAGUCGUAUGAAAAAAAGUUUAAUAGAAAAGUUGUAGGUAAUGAAGAGAUCUACAACUUUUGUAUUUACACUUAUUUCAUAUAACCUCAAAAUUUAAGUGAAAACUUCAAAUAACCACAUUUUUUUGGGAAAACUAUUCUUUUUCACGAAAUUUUAUGAAAACUUACCUUUCUACGUACUUAAUACUCCAUAAUUUUUUUAUUUAAAAUGUUGAAUAUUUAAUUUUGUAUUUCUAAUCAUUUUUUUCCAGAAGCAAAACGAAUUUCUAAUAUAAACACUUCUUAUAUAAUAUAUUGAAUUAGUAUUUCUAACGACUAAAAAAAAAAUCUGGCAACAAUGUGUUUCGAUUGUAUUGUUGUGAGUAUGACUAAGCUUUCGUUAGUUCUGUUAUAGUCCAGGACUAAAACGUUUAAAAAUGAUAAAAAACGAAAAAAAAAUAAUAAUAAAGUGAAACUUAUUGGGAAAGGAAGAGAAUGUAGCAAAAAUGGAAGGGAAAAUGAUUUACGGGUGAUCUGUGGUUGAAUAGUGGAAGGAGGAGGGUUUUUAAGGGUGAAAAAACGGUUUAUCUCGUUUUGUGGUAAAACUAAGAGUCGAAUGAAAAAAAGUUUAAUAGAAAAGUUGUAGGUAAUGAAAAUAUCUACAACUUUUGUAUCUACACUUUUUUCAUAUAACCUCAAAAUUUAAGUGAAAACUUCAAAUAACCACAUUUUUUUGGGAAAACUAUUCUUUUUCACGAAAUUUUAUGAAAACUUACCUUUCUACGUACUUAAUACUCCAUAAUUUUUUUAUUUAAAAUGUUGAAUAUUUAAUUUUGUAUUUCUAAUCAUUUUUUUCCAGAAGCAAAACGAAUUUCUAAUAUAAACACUUCUUAUAUAAUAUAUUGAAUUAGUAUUUCUAACGACUAAAAAAAAAAUCUGGCAACAAUGUGUUUCGAUUGUAUUGUUGUGAGUAUGACUAAGCUUUCGUUAGUUCUGUUAUAGUCCAGGACUAAAACGUUUAAAAAUGGUAAAAAACGAAAAAAAAAUAAUAGUAAAGUGAAACUUAUUGGGAAAGGAAGAGAAUGUAGCAAAAAUGGAAGGGAAAAUGAUUUACGGGUGAUCUGUGGUUGAAUAGUGGAAGGGAGCGGGUUUUUAAGGGUGAAAAAACGGUUUAUCUCGUUUUGUGGUAAAACUAAGAGUCGAAUGAAAAAAAGUUUAAUAGAAAAGUUGUAGGUAAUGAAAAUAUCUACAACUUUUGUAUCUACACUUUUUUCAUAUAACCUCAAAAUUUAAGUGAAAACUUCAAAUAACCACAUUUUUUUGGAAAAACUAUUCUUUUUCACGAAAUUUUAUGAAAACUUACCUUUCUACGUACUUAAUACUCCAUAAUUUUUUUAUUUAAAAUGUUGAAUAUUUAAUUUUGUAUUUCUAAUCAUUUUUUUCCAGAAGCAAAACGAAUUUCUAAUAUAAACACUUCUUAUAUAAUAUAUUGAAUUAGUAUUUCUAACGACUAAAAAAAAAAUCUGGCAACAAUGUGUUUCGAUUGUAUUGUUGUGAGUAUGACUAAGCUUUCGUUAGUUCUGUUAUAGUCCAGGACUAAAACGUUUAAAAAUGGUAAAAAACGAAAAAAAAAUAAUAGUAAAGUGAAACUUAUUGGGAAAGGAAGAGAAUGUAGCAAAAAUGGAAGGGAAAAUGAUUUACGGGUGAUCUGUGGUUGAAUAGUGGAAGGGAGCGGGUUUUUAAGGGUGAAAAAACGGUUUAUCUCGUUUUGUGGUAAAACUAAGAGUCGAAUGAAAAAAAGUUUAAUAGAAAAGUUGUAGGUAAUGAAAAUAUCUACAACUUUUGUAUCUACACUUUUUUCAUAUAACCUCAAAAUUUAAGUGAAAACUUCAAAUAACCACAUUUUUUUGGAAAAACUAUUCUUUUUCACGAAAUUUUAUGAAAACUUACCUUUCUACGUACUUAAUACUCCAUAAUUUUUUUAUUUAAAAUGUUGAAUAUUUAAUUUUGUAUUUCUAAUCAUUUUUUUCCAGAAGCAAAACGAAUUUCUAAUAUAAAUACUUCUUAUAUAAUAUGUUGAAUUGUAUGAUUUCUAACGACUAAAAAAAAAUCUGGCAACAAUGUGUUUCGAUUAUAUUGUUGUGAGUAUGACUAAGCUUUCGUUAGUUAUGUUAUAGUCCAGGACUAAAACGUUUAAAAAUGAUAAAAAACGAAAAAAAAAUAAUAAUAAAGUGAAACUUAUUGGGAAAGGAAGAGAAUGUAGCAAAAAUGGAAGGGAAAAUGAUUUACGGGUGAUCUGUGGUUGAAUAGUGGAAGGGGGCGGGUUUUUAAGGGUGAAAAAACGGUUUAUCUCGUUUUGUGGUAAAACUAUGAGUCGUAUGAAAAAAAGUUUAAUAGAAAAGUUGUAGGUAAUGAAGAGAUCUACAACUUUUGUAUUUACACUUUUUUCAUAUAACCUCAAAAUUUAAGUGAAAACUUCAAAAAACCAUAUUUAUUUUUUUACGAAAUUUUGUAAAAACUUAACUUUUUAUGUCCCAAAUACACAUACAAUAUGUAAUAUCUCAUGGUUUUUCCUAUACUUUAGCUAUAAAAGUAUAUUUUCAACUAUUAUGUCCAAAAAUCCAGAUAUUUGAAAAACAAAAAAUUUAUUAUCCACAACAUUUUUCCUAGGACUUGAAAAUAUCAAUUUUUAUGCCCAAAAAUAUAAAAGGAAUUAACAAAAAAAACUUUAUUAGGGUUGAUUAAACAAGGAAUGUUAAGCGAGUCACACACGCUACGGUUAACCGUAAAUCCGGCACUACACGAUGCGUCCAACGUACGGCGAAACAUUACAAGGAAAACUGGAUGCAGUUUUACCCGUUUUAAGCAUUGAUUGACAUGCGCACUACGACCACACGACGCAAUCGCAUCGUGCGGUACCGGCUUAACGUGUACGACAACCAUUAGUUAUUAGAAAUCGAUUAAAUGGCGCCUCCCGUGUUAAAUUAAAUUGUUGUAAAUAAAAUUUCUCGACAAUCAAGUCAAAAAGUAGAUCAGUCGCUUAGUUUACAUCCUUCCAACGAAUCCGGAAUUCCAUUUAGAUUUAUAAGUAUAACGCCAAUCGUUUAUUUUGCACAAAAUAUACAAAAUUACAAGGCUGAUGAUCCCAAAGUAUUCAACUCCCUUUAUUCUAUCACGUCGAUGCAUUAUUUUUCGUACAAACCCGUAUAUGUGAUAAUUUAAACGCAGAACGUACGUUCAGGAUAAAUUAUUAAAACGAGGGUCGUACCAAAAGUGAGGCUUCCAAACUAACACCACCUACCCACCGUUCCGUAAACUUUUAGUACAACCCCCGUAAGUGAAUAAGUGAAUCGCAUGUAUAAAUUAAUUUUUGACAGUAUUUUAUCGCUUUGGGGGUGAGUAAAAAAAUCCUGAACAUAUUUUUUGCUAAUAAAAUAAUAAAUCGAAGCCGCAAGAUACUAUAACCGAUGUCUAAUUAUUGUAAGGUAGAAAAUUAACACUCGGGCUGUCAAUUUUUGUCAUUAAGACGUUUUUUUGAACACACUAUUUUUUUUUAGUACACUAACACUCACAGUUACACUGUACGAAUGUGAUUCAGGGUGUCUAGCGGUAUUGGGGAUACUCGCUAUUCACAGUUUAUCCAUUAAUCUCACUCCGUGUAUAAAAUCCUGGAGUUCCAUAAUAUCAACCCCUUUAGAUUGUUCCAAUAGUUAGUUUUUCCCUUCUUUUUCCAUCAAAGUCUCUAUUAUCCUGCUCUAUAUUCCUACAAAGGGUUUCUCCUUCACUUUGUCUCCAGUAUGUCCCAAAGGGUGACUUUUUGUUUGUCCAAACUUUAAUGGUGUUUGAUUCUUCGUCAUUAGACUCCUAUUCCACUUCUGUCUGGUGUUUUGGAGUCCUUCGGAUACCAUUUAAUGGCGUUUUUAGCAUGGUGUUUCAAUUCCAGCUUAGUUAUCCUGAGAAAGGUAUCGGGAGAUCCCUUUCUGAACUUUCUCUGAUAGGUUUUCACCACCACGCUUUCCAAUAAUAUACGGAGAAGUGGUGGAUACUUCUAGUGCAUAUUUUCUCUCGGUCCUGGUUGUGCAUUUGUAAAUCAGUCUUAGUUUCUUCGAGAAUCGAUUCUUAUGGUGUUUGACUUCCCCAUAAGUUCCAGGAUUGGGACGUGAAGUUGUGUUUGGUCUCUAAAAACGUUAAUUUGAUUAUUAAAACGAGUAUCAUCGGGGUAAUUGUGAGUUUUGGUGUGAAUAUCACAAACAGUUCAGUAAACUCCAAUUUAAAUAAGAUGCUUGUAAGAUAAUUGUAACCAUAUCAUUAUACACAUCAUAUUUGUUACGUUUAGUAGAUAGUAAAACCUUAGAUAUUUAUUUUGUUAAUAUUGUUGAGCGGAUUAUAUUAGCAGGCGUAUUAAUAAAAAUUUCCAUCGG